AGCAGUCUCCUAUAGACUCCGCCACUUCUGCACGUGGUAUAUGUGACUCCGGAAGUGAAACAAAACUACUACACUUGAGGUAAUUUAUACCUUUCUUGGAUUAUUUCAGAAAUUAAAAGAGGGCUUGAAGAAGCGUCAAAAUGGGGCUCAAGGUUAAUCAGUGCUGCUGCGGAUGUGCGCUCAAGACUGGAGCAAUUUGUAUUGCCUUGUAUCACAUUGUAAUUUCCUCGGUAGCCCUUGCAAUCGUACCAGUUAUGUUAUACGGGAAGUAUAACCCCGUAGGGAAGCACCUCUCUGUCAGAAACAACACGGAUGAAGAAAGACGAAGAGUGGAAAGAGGAGAGGAAGAAGAAGAGAAGAGACGGAGAACACAUGAGCUUCUAGACGAGGGCAUAAAAGGAAUUUAUAUCAUGCUCAUUGCAGUAUUUUCAUUUAAUAUUAUCGUCAAUAUAUUGCUUAUAAUUGGAGCAAGGAAGGAAAAGCCGCUCUUGGUGAACAUUUGGAUCAUCGUUAACUCCGUAUUCCUUAUGACAUGUAUUUUAGUAAUUGUCUUAAGCGUAUUCAUGUUAUUUGUGGACUGGAAACUAGCCCUGCUGACAAUGAAGAUUAGCCUCUUAUGCACAGGGAUGAGUUCAUACUUCAUCGUAGUGGUGAACAGUUUGUAUCACCAGUUGGACCGAAGACAGGUUGCGCCAUGUGAUGACACGGUACCCCCGAUCGUGUUUAUCAUCGACCCUCCGCCUCCUCUCCCCCCCCCUCACCCCCCNCCCCACCGCCGUACCAUAGCAUCUGUGAACCGUUCCGAACUGUAG
Molecule: messenger RNA, 812 nt
Organism: Cryptotermes secundus
Lineage: Eukaryota; Metazoa; Arthropoda; Insecta; Blattodea; Kalotermitidae
Exons: 6
Coding region: 141-812 (223 amino acids)
Source: RefSeq, a predicted model, not a curated record